AUGGAGUUGUAUGGGAAAGACAACAAGCAGCUCGAUGAUUAUAUCGAGAGCUUCAAGUCGGAUGCAAUAUCGGUAGAGCUUAUUGAGGUUUUCAGGAAACGCGGAAAGUCACACGAGGUAGUCCAGGAGAGCCAUGCUGACUUCGAACACCUCAAGACGUAUCUCUGCCGGAAGGCGCCUUCUCACCAAGUCAUUCGCGUUUUGAGCGUUACACAAUUGUCUGGACCCUUGAUCAGACUCCUCGGCAGCAAGUACGAGAUGGACUAUGAGCUCUGGACUUCGCAAUUUCAAUCAAGCGACAGAGAGUGGUUUGCUGGCCCACUCAUUGAGCGAGGUGCUCGCCGCUUCUCGCACUUCAAUCUUUCGUGUGUAGACUUCAAGCGAGCGACGCCAGAGACGCCACCAGAAUACCAAUCAAAUCGAAGAAUUAGUCACACAGUCCGACUGGUCAGGCUUCUGAACUUGAUUUCGAGGAAAGGAGGCCAACCUGUCGCCACGUCGCGAGUCUUCGUCAUCAGAAGAAUAUCGGGGCAUAUCCGAAAAGAUGAGGGCCUCUGGACCUUCAUAUAUUUCUGCUACCCAAACACGGAUUUGGCCGACGCACAUCUUGUGACUGACAUCCCCGGAGGCGUUCAGCCACACUUCACGACCUGGAUAACCGACUUUUUGCAAGCCGCAUCACCAACCGAACUGCUGGACGAUCUCAGUCACGAUGGGUAUGGCUUUGUACUUCGAGUCCUUCGCGAAAUCAAGACAACUUGGAAGUUGUUGCUCAAUGAAAUGGAGGUAUUCCUGGAAGACCUAAAUGGGAGCAUGAGUGACGACGAACUAAUGGACUCGGCCACGUGGCUGCAUCGCCAAUUCAUCUCCAAUCUCGACUACUUUCAACGACAACUACUCUAUCAUCAGCGCUAUGUCACCUACCUUAUGAACGCACCUGCUCAAGAAGGCCUCUGUAUUGCCCCGACUGUGUUUGGGAAAGAUCUCUUACAAGAAAACAAUGCUCUACGUGUGGUCGACCAGAGGCUUGCAGCACUAAGAACUCAGACUACAGCAAUCCUUAAUACUGUCGUCAAUCUCAGCGCUGUACAACAAGCACGGCUGGCUCAGGAAAUGACACUUUUGCAGCGGAAGGACGCCAUCCUUACAUUCAAUCAGGGAGAAAGCAUCAGGCGAUUGACUAUCCUUAACAUGAUAUAUUUACCUGCAACUUUCAUAGCGACCGUUUUUGGAAUGAACAUUGUCGAGAACAACCGUAUUGGAAUUUGGAGACUCUGGACCUUUGCACUUAUAUCUGUGUUGCUCACAGCGUUUACGCUAUGUUUUGCCAUCUUCAAGGUCGAGAAUACUUCCAAUGCAGAAGGCUCGGCUCUGCCAGGCCUGUUGAAAGGCGUCAUGGGAGCGGAUAUCGAGCCUCCACUCUCUUCCGACGCAGCUGACGGUCGGGACGACGAGUCCAGUAGUGCACCUAACUCGUUAUCGACCGUUUAUCGAUGGUUGAGAUCGCUAAGAGUGGAGCUGGGGCGAUCGGUCCAAGAAGAUUCGGAGACUGCCAAUGGUGAUUGUAGUGGAGACAAGGCUCUGGUGCGAGCACUAUGCUUUUACAAUGACCCACCGAACGGCGAGUCUCCCAGAUAUGUCGUCGUGCCCGACCAAACCCCCGGGAUCAGGAAUUACAGUCAUCAUAAAGUCUUGGUAUCUAUCAAUGAUGUUCGCGGCUCCAGGCAGAGAUUCACACUCGAAAGCAACUCAUUUGCACCAUACCCCAACACAUUCAAGCAGCAAGUGCAUAUUGACUAUGACGAAGAUGAUGAUGUCCGCGGUAUCUACCUUCCAUGGGUUGGAGAAUUCGUCAGGGCAAGUGUUGUUGGCGAUGUGAAGGUUUUGAUUUGGGACUACACUGUACGCAAAGCGUCGAAAAUCAAGAGAGCAAACCGCCAAGUCAAUAAGAUCCAUAUCGACCAGUCUAUCGCCGGGGCACUCGGAAGGGCUCGUCGCCACCUCUUACCAGAAGAAGCAGAGAAGGUCUUGGCAGGCCGACUGCGAUUUCGCAUCAUCAACGUCUGGAAGCCAAUCAGAGGGCCUGUCCUGGAUCAUCCAAUGGUUUUCGCAGAUCAUCGCUCCAUCAUGCAGAAGGACUUGGUGGCAGUACCCCAGAUAUACCCCGACUAUGUCGGCGAAACGUAUGCGCUAAGUGUUUCGACAGCAACAGAUGCGAGUGCGGCGCAGAGGGGAUGCAGCAUGUACAAUGCGCACAUGGAUCAUUCGAGCUCAACCCUUUUGGCCAAGAAAUGCAGAACCGAAUGA
Recurvomyces mirabilis is the source of this 2307-nucleotide messenger RNA. RefSeq lists its product as uncharacterized. Gene Ontology annotation, biological process: metal ion transport; transmembrane transport. Gene Ontology annotation, molecular function: metal ion transmembrane transporter activity; oxidoreductase activity. Gene Ontology annotation, cellular component: membrane. The record is from RefSeq and is a predicted model, not a curated record. Lineage: Eukaryota; Fungi; Ascomycota; Dothideomycetes; Mycosphaerellales; Teratosphaeriaceae. The transcript is spliced from 9 exons. The coding region runs from base 1 to 2307 and encodes 768 amino acids.